Filobasidium floriforme is the source of this 1944-nucleotide messenger RNA. RefSeq names its product centromere/microtubule binding protein cbf5. Gene Ontology annotation, biological process: snRNA pseudouridine synthesis; rRNA pseudouridine synthesis; box H/ACA sno(s)RNA 3'-end processing. NCBI's taxonomy places the organism in Eukaryota, Fungi, Basidiomycota, Tremellomycetes, Filobasidiales, Filobasidiaceae. Bases 183 to 1754 code for a protein of 523 amino acids. The record is from RefSeq and is a predicted model, not a curated record. The transcript has 6 exons. Gene Ontology annotation, cellular component: box H/ACA snoRNP complex. Gene Ontology annotation, molecular function: RNA binding; pseudouridine synthase activity.
GUCCACUUGCACUCGUUCCGGGUCUUUCUCCCUCGUUGACCACAUCGCCACCCGCUCAAGUACGAGGUACAAUACAAAGCUAGAGGUUUCACUUCGCCGACGCCCCCGUUGUUCGAAAAACCCUCAGGACCCUAGCUACCCUCGUCGUCCAGCGUAAAAAAGUAGGAAAAGAUCACCUCAAAAUGUCGAUCGUACCUCAAGAACAAGUCGCUGCUAUGCAGCAGCAAGGAGAUUUUGCCAUCAAAAGCUCUGAUGUCGCUGCCAAGCUCGACACCUCCCAAUGGCCUCUCCUCCUCAAAAACUACGAAAAGCUUCUCAUCCGCUCUUCCCACUUUACCCCAAUCCCCGCCGGAUGCAGUCCCCUCAAACGAGAUCUCCCUUCGUACGUGAAGUCCGGAGUCAUCAACCUGGACAAGCCUUCCAACCCUUCUUCUCACGAGGUCGUCGCCUGGAUGAAGAGGAUCCUUCGAUGCGAAAAGACUGGACACUCGGGUACCUUGGACCCCAAGGUUACCGGAUGUUUGAUUGUGUGUAUCGACCGGGCGACUAGGUUGGUCAAGUCCCAGCAGGGAGCCGGGAAGGAAUACGUCUGUGUGGUCAGGUUCCACGAUGCCGUCCCUGACGGUGCCAAGGGUUUCGCUCGGGGUCUCGAGACCUUGACCGGAGCUCUGUUCCAACGACCUCCUCUUAUCUCGGCUGUCAAGCGUCAACUCCGUAUCCGAACGAUUCACGAAUCGAAGAUGUUGGAGUACGACGAGAAGCGACACUUGGGUGUCUUUUGGGUCUCGUGUGAGGCCGGAACCUACAUCCGAACCCUCUGUGUUCACUUGGGAUUGUUGUUGGGUGUCGGCGCGCACAUGCAAGAGUUGAGGCGUGUCAGGUCGGGGGCUAUGGGAGAGAACGAUGACAUUGUGACCAUGCACGACGUGCUGGAUGCUCAGUGGACAUACGAUAACACUCGGGAUGAGUCCUACCUGCGUCGAGUCAUCCGACCCCUCGAAUCCCUGCUGACGAGCUACAAGCGUCUCGUCGUCAAGGAUUCUUCCGUCAACGCUAUCUGUUACGGUGCCAAGCUCAUGCUUCCCGGGUUGUUGCGAUUCGAGGCCGACAUCGAGCUCAACGAAGAGGUCGUACUGAUGACCACCAAGGGAGAAGCCAUCGCCAUCGGAAUCGCCCAGAUGUCCACUGCCGACUUGGCCACCUGCGACCAUGGGGUCGUCGCCAAGGUCAAGAGGUGUAUCAUGAACAGGGACCUUUACCCUCGACGAUGGGGACUGGGACCCAAGGCUCAGGAGAAGAAGAAGAUGAUCAAGAAGGGAGACCUCGACAAGUACGGCGCCAAGAUCCCGGGAACUACCCCUAAGGAGUGGACUCAGGGCUACGUCGACUACAAGGAAGACGGCGUCGUCACCUUCGGCAACAACCCCACAGAGACUAUCGCUACUCAGCCUCAGGCUUCCACCUCGACUCCCGUCACUGCUACGGUGACCGAGGUCGUCGAGGUUGUCAAGGCCGAUGGAGAGGAUAAGAAGGAGAAGAAGAGGAAGAGAAAGUCGGAGGCCGCUGGUGAGGACGGCGACAAGACCGUCGACGGUGCUGAUGGCGAGAAGAAGAAGAAGAAGAAGAAGACCGAAAAGACCGAGGAUGGCGACGUGUCGAUGGCUGUCACUGAGGGAGACACCACGGUAGCGAAGAAGGAAAAGAAGGAGAAGAAAGAGAAGAAGGAGAAAAAGGAGAAGAAGUCAGAGGCAUAGACUAGCAGGACUAAGCUUCGGUUUCCCCGUCUCUCGGUCAGGUGCAGCAAACUUGGCCUUUUAGGUUUGGGUCGGCUUGAUUUUGUAAUUUCUGCUUCAUGUACUACCAUCCUAUACAUGACCGCCGCUAGUAGCCUUGAUAGCGUAUCACGCUAUGGCGUCCGAAUUGUGAAGCAAUGUGGCCCACCGC